Molecule: messenger RNA, 945 nt
Organism: Phytophthora sojae
Lineage: Eukaryota; Oomycota; Peronosporomycetes; Peronosporales; Peronosporaceae
Exons: 4
Coding region: 1-945 (314 amino acids)
Source: RefSeq, a predicted model, not a curated record
AUGCCGCAAAUUCGAGGCACAGCGGGCUCGACGAUCAGCACGCCCGGCUUGAUCAUCGGCUGCGUGCUGCUAGCGCUGCUCAUUCUAGGCUUUCUCCAGCAGCAAGUGCAAAAGCGCAAGCGACGAACAAAGUACCAUCCGCCCCUGCAGCUUCAACAGACCAGCGUAGGAGUCCUCGAGCAGAUCGGAAAGCGCAAAGAGGAUCUUCGACGAUACAUCGGCAAGCUCAGAGAGCAGCUCGCCGCGCGAGAGGAGCAAUUGCGCUACCACGACGAGCUCGAGGAAAUCGUGACCUCCAGGGUCGAAACCAGCCGACGCGAUGAGGAGGCAGCUCUGCAGGAAUGGUCUCGACUCAUGAAAGCUGGCAAGAAGCUGCACGGCGACAACUGGGACGCCUCCGACGGCGACGAGCCAUCCCUCAGGGAUCUGAUGGAGCUUCACAAGGAGGAGCUGCUGGAGUACAAGCGUUCGCUUCACAACCAGCCCGGAUCUAGUAGACAAAACGGUGUGCGCCAGCCUUCCACGUCCCGAGAGCGGAAAACAGCUCGACGCCCAUCAAAGUUCAAUCUUCCACUGCUCAAGCUCCAGCCUGUGGCUCCACUUCCAAGUGCCUCGCACGGCAUCGGCGCAACGGUGAAACCAGAUGCACCCAAGUUCAUUCCCACUCAGUGGCAAUCAACACGCGCCAAGGCAGGAUCUCGCCUGUCCGCUGCAAUCCCUACCCAGCUCGAUGCACAAGCCGAAGAUUAUGACGAGCCCUCACCUACACAAAAGAUGGUCGUGCCCCCUCUGGACUUGAGCAGGCUUGGCUUAGGCCCAACGAUCGGUGCACCUAUACAAGACGAACCAAACGAACCCGCACCAAAGCAGCAGAAGAGAAAGAGCUUCGAAGCCACGUUCCAACGGCAGACGCAGCUUGCAGCUAUGCUUCGGAAGAAGAAGUAG